This is a messenger RNA of Rhizophagus irregularis DAOM 181602=DAOM 197198, 1023 nucleotides long. The record is from RefSeq and is a predicted model, not a curated record. Lineage: Eukaryota; Fungi; Glomeromycota; Glomeromycetes; Glomerales; Glomeraceae.
AUGUCGUCGAUGGAAAUAGAUUAUGAAAAUUUAGGUGUAUCUAUGGAAGAUAUAAGUAUGGAUGUUGACGAAGAAGGGUUCGAAUAUGAGGAUACAGACGAUAUUGAUCUGAAAGAUCUCGAAAAUGAAGCUUGGCUUAUUAAACUGCCAGCUUACUUGUUUGAUAAAUGGGCGGAUGUUGCAGAUGAUGAUACUGAACUUGCAAAAGUUCAAUUUUUUGUUGAUUCUCGUGGAAUAGGUAGUCAACCACCAAAACAAUCGUAUAAAUUUAUCCUUUCAAACAUCGAAAGACAUGAAAACGAACCCAAAGAAUAUGACCUUGAAGUUGUUGAUAAUAAUGUUGCUGAUACAUAUCUUUUUUAUCAAAAUAAAGAUGAUGAAAGUGUGUCCAUGGCAGCUACAGCAAAAAAAAAUUUUAUAGUGAAACCAACAUUUGGGGUCGAUUACAGUAGAAAAGUUCGCCAAAGAACAUUACAAGCUGCAACACCGAUGAGAAGAAUUAAGAUAAUAGGGGACAAUGAAAAUCGUGGUGCUUACGUACCGCCUGGUGCAUCUGCGGCUGCUAUUGCGAAAUUCGGAAACCUUGUUGCAUGUAUCAUCUUAAUCAUUUAUUCAAUACAAAAGAAACCAAAAGUAUCGAUCGAUCAAAAGACUACACGUAUGCCAAAGAACGAACUUAUAGAUUUACUAUUUGGUGCUUUUGAAAAGUACACAUAUUGGACAUUACGUGGAUUAAAAGAUUAUGCGAAACAACCCGAGUCAUAUUUAAAAGAUGUGUUGAAUGAAAUUGCUAUACUAGAUAAACGUGGACCAUAUAAUAAUUGUUAUCAUUUAAAACCUGAAUAUAGCCAACAAUCGUCAAAUGCAUCAGAAUCUAUUGCACCAUUAGGAUUAGAAGCGCCUGCCGCUGGAACUAGUAAUGAAGUUGAAGAUGAUGAUUUUGAGUUUGAGAAUGAUGACGAUAUUGAACAUAAAUUGGAAUCUGACGAGGAAAAUUUAUUUGGAGAUGUUGGAGAUGAUUAA